Uloborus diversus is the source of this 1062-nucleotide messenger RNA. Its product is annotated as growth/differentiation factor 8-like. Bases 1 to 1062 code for a protein of 353 amino acids. Lineage: Eukaryota; Metazoa; Arthropoda; Arachnida; Araneae; Uloboridae. The record is from RefSeq and is a predicted model, not a curated record. The transcript has 3 exons. Gene Ontology annotation, cellular component: extracellular region. Gene Ontology annotation, molecular function: cytokine activity; growth factor activity. Gene Ontology annotation, biological process: SMAD protein signal transduction.
AUGAUCACUGCCGUCUUGUACUUGGCUUUCGCUCUCUCGGCGGUGCGGUCCUCCGUUGUCAGACAGACGGACGACAACGACUUGAGCAAUGAUUUGGAUUGCCUGUUCGAAGCUAGGAGGGAGGAGGUCUUGUCAGCGCUGAGGAAGGCUUACGAAGAACAAAGGAACGAGGUGGAAGAGAUCUAUCCCAAGCAUACUCUUCCACCGCCCUCCCAGGAGAUUUUUGAGGAGCUGUUGAAAGAGAUGGAGCUGGAGGAUAAUCCAGCCGAGAAGAAGAUGGUGCUGGCUGAAAGAAAAGAUUUCAACUGUCGAUACAUGACGAACAAGACGAACUGCACCAGGUACCUGUUCUCACUGUCUUCGGAUCAACUGUCCCACAGAAUGGAGAUGUUCGUGCACCACAAAGACGAUAGUUUUUCGAAGAGCAUUGGCGACUUCAUAUCCAUUUCAAGCCUUCAAAGUCAGCGAGACUUGUACUUGGCCAACAAAGACACCGGAGGCGCCAACUGGACACGCUACAUGCUUCCAAGUUCAAUCAAUUCGAGUAUAGAAGAUGAUACUUAUAUUAUUACACUUGAAACGUAUGAAGAAUAUGUGGAAGAAGGAAUACGAGAAACCCCUUUCCUCUUCCUGACGUUGGAGAAUACAUUAGAAAUUAAAACGAAACGUCGAAGAAAAGAUGUGGAAAACGUCAACAACUCCACAAGAUCAAGCAAAUGUUCCGGUAACAGCUCUUGCUGCCUGGUGCAGUACGAAGUUCGUUUUCAUGACGUCGACUGGGAUGGAGUACACUCCCCAGAGAAAUUCCUCAUCAACUAUUGUGCCGGCAGCUGCGGACUCGACAAAUCGAAGAUGAAUUACGCGUACGAAGAGAUAAUGAUGAACAUCAUCAACCGUUUAGGUCCGAACGAUAAGACGUUUGGUAACUGCAGACUAUAUCUGCCGGAAUUGUGCAAGUACAAGGAACUGGGACACAUUUCUGUGUUCUUCACCAAUGCGGAUGGUUCCUUCUCUGCUAAAGCUGUACCGAAUAUACAAGCCUUAUCUUGUGAAUGCGUUUAA